AUGCAGAAGGACAGUAAGGCAGAUCAUGUUGAAGAUGCAGAUCCAGAGAGCAGCUCCAGGGAUGGCGCCCCUGCACCACAUGAGGUUGCCCAGGUGCUACGAAAGGUUGACUGGCGGGUGAUUCCCAUCCUAACUUUCCUAUACAUCAUGUGCUACAUGGACAGAAGCAACAUCGGGAAUGCAAAAGUCGCGGGAAUGAACUCCGAGCUUCAUCUCACAGGCUCGCAAUACAAUAUUGCCCUUACUCUCUUUUUUAUCCCAUAUGCUCUCCUAGAAGUGCCCAGCAACUUUGUCCUUAAGCUGCUCAGACCAUCCCUCUGGAUCGGGGUCCUCAUGUUUACCUGGGGCACGAUAAUGACACUGUUUGGCCUUGUGCAAAGUUUUGCGGGACUGACGGUUGCUCGAGCAGCUCUUGGAGUGGCGGAGGCGGGAUUCUUCCCAGCUAGUGCCUAUCUUCUGACGACAUGGUACCGACGUCUCGAGUUGCAGAAGCGACUGGCAAUAUUCUACAGUGCGGGGUCGCUAGCCAGCGCCUUCUCUGGUCUACUCGCUUUCGCCCUCGGAAACAUGGACGGGAUUAGAAACCUGGCGGGAUGGCGUUGGAUCUUCCUCAUCGAAGGAUUGGCAACGGUGGCUUUCAGUGCGAUCACGUUCCUCCUUCUCCCGGACAGCCCCGAAACAGCAAAGUUCUUGUCAGUCAGGGAGAAGAAGAUCCUUUACGAUCGACUGCGAGCCGAUGCAGGAACCGAAUCUGGAGAAGUCGAACUACAUGACAAGUUCCACUGGCCAACAAUUAAGUCGGCAUUUGCGGAUUGGAAGAUAUGGGUGGCUAUCAUAAUAUACUUGGCACACACUAUCUGCCUCUACGGUUUUAACUAUACUGUCCCCACUGUCAUUCUCGACCUUGGCUACACUGCGGCCAACGCUCAGCUUUUGACGAUACCCAUCUACGCGUUCUCGGCUAUAGGAAUCCCCGUGCUGGCGUAUUACUCGGACAAGUAUGCGACUCGUUGGCCGUUUAUCGUAGGACCCUUCGCCCUCGCUGCUGUUGGGUUCAUUGCGCUCUUGGCACUUCCUCAACCAGGUCUCCCAGGCGUGACUUACGGCUUCCUCUUCUGCACACCCCUCGGCGCGAGCGCACCAUUGGUGGCCUUGGUCACAUGGAUUGGCAACAAUCUAGCGCCAUCUUGGAAGCGCGCGAUCGGUAUGGCUCUACUGAUCUCAGUAGGGAACCUCGGAGGAGCUAUCGGUACGAACCUCUAUCUGGAGAGGCAGAAACCACACUACUGGCUUGGCACCGAAAACACCGCGGCCGUCGGCGAGGAGGUGUGCUCCAAUACACUUGUUAAGCACCUCAGCUUUACUGGAUCGACGGCCGUCGGUAAGUCUCUGAAUGUCGCAUGUGCCAGAUCGAUGAAGAGAAUAAGCAUGGAGCUUGGCGGAAACGCGCCGUUUAUCGUGUUUGACGAUGCAGACCUUGAGGAGGCUGCUAAAGGGCUCGUGACAUCCAAAUUUCGGUCGUCCGGCCAAACCUGUGUCUGCGCCAAUCGUAUACUGGUUCACGCGGCUGUUUUUGACAAGUUCGGUGAGCUACUGAAGAAAACAGUGAACAGCACUUUUGUUUACGGUUCCGUUUGGGAUCAAGCCGUCAACUUUGGACCACUGUAUUCGAGUAAGGGCAUGUCAAAGGCAAUAAGCCAUCUUGAGGAUGCGGUCUCGAAAGGAGGAAUUCUUCUUACCAAAGAUUUAGUCGCUAGAGAGCUGGGACCCAACUUCUUGCGACCUGCGAUAGUGAAGGCGGCGACAAACUCUCAUCUCAUGACUUUUACAGAGGAAGAGACAUUUGGGCCAAUCGCUUUCAUGAUACCGUUCAAUACAGAGGAGGAAGCCAUCAAGAUCGCCAAUCAAUCCAACCUGGGACUGGCCGCCUACUUUUAUACCGAGUCUAUUUCCCGACUGUGGAGGGUGGCAGAGGCUCUGAAUGUUGGUAUGGUAGGGGCUCGCGUUGGACUCGUGAGUGCUGCUGAAAUGCCAUUUGGUGGCAUCAUGGAAAGCGGGAUGGGCCGCGAGGGUGGCAUGGAGGCACUCCAUGAGUUUCUUGAGAUCAAGUCAAUCACCGUCGGGCUCUAG
Molecule: messenger RNA, 2130 nt
Organism: Purpureocillium lilacinum
Lineage: Eukaryota; Fungi; Ascomycota; Sordariomycetes; Hypocreales; Ophiocordycipitaceae
Biological process (GO): transmembrane transport
Cellular component (GO): membrane
Molecular function (GO): transmembrane transporter activity
Source: RefSeq, a predicted model, not a curated record